UCGGUUUGAUUCUGUGGAACUAUGUCUAUUAAAUGAGCUGCUCAGUGCUGAUCUGGCUCCUGGGCUGCAGUUUGGGGCUCUGGAUCUUUUCCUAGACGGUGUUAAUGAUCUGUUUUGUUUGACCGGUUGUUUGUUUUGGGGGGUGAGACGGAGAGAGUCGUACUUCCCGUUCCGUUCCGGACCUCUAUGGAUCUGUGAUCGCAACAAAGCAGCAAGAUGAGAGACGUUCACCUAAAUAACGAGACGUGCACGAACGGUUCUGUGCUGAGGCUGUGGUGUGGCUCUCAGACUACAGUGUGUUUAAUCACCACAGAUGAAAACCAGGUCCACACACACCUGAAUAACAGCCUGCAAGCUACAGGUAUUCUGGUGUACAGCACCUACAACAUGUGGCUGGGUCUGACUCUGGCACUGAUGUCAGCCUUUCUGAUUGGUGGGAGCGUCAUUCUCAAGAAGAAGGCUCUUCUCCGAUUGGCCAGGAACGGACACACCAGAGCAGGUGACGGAGGUCAUGGCUACCUGAAGGACUGGCUGUGGUGGGGAGGCCUGUUUACCAUGGGAGCAGGAGAGGUCUUUAACUUUGUUGCCUACAUGUUUGCUCCGGCCACAUUGGUGACGCCCCUGGGUGCUCUAAGUGUCCUCAUCAGUGCAGUUCUGUCCUCUCACCUGUUGGGGGAGGUGUUGAAUGUGGUGGGAAAACUCGGCUGUCUGCUGUGUGUGUUGGGGAGCGUUUUGUUGGUUAUUCAUGCCCCACGGGAACAGGAAGUGACAUCACUGCAGGAGAUGACCAGCAAGCUGCUGGAGCCUGGUUUCCUGGUGUACACAGUGGUGGUGUUGGUGCUGUGUGUGGUACUCGUGCUGUAUUUCUGCCCUCGAUCUGGUCAAUCCAACAUCUUGAUCUACAUCAGCAUCUGUUCACUGCUCGGAGCCUUCACCGUGUCGUCCGUGAAGGGCCUCGCCAUCGCCAUCAACACCGUGUUUUCUGAUCUGUCAGUGCUCUCAAAUCCUCUCACCUGGAUCCUGCUCAUCACUCUCAUCGUCUCCAUAGUAACACAGGUGAACUACCUGAACAAGUCUCUGGACACCUUUAACACCCUGCUGGUGUAUCCCAUCUACUACGUCCUCUUCACCUCCGUGGUCCUGUCCACCUCCAUCAUCCUCUUCCAGGAGUGGAAGAGCAUGUCGGCCGUAGACGUCAUCACGGCGCUGGGAGCCUUUCUGGUCAUCGUAGUGGGCGUGGCCAUGCUGCACCUGUUCAGAGACCUGCAGAUUACGUUAAAGCAGCUGACCAAUCAGCUCUCUCAGCCAGUGGAGAGGGAGGGGCUUACAGAGGCGGCUGCAGCCAGAGGACUGAGGAAUAAAAAGGAGGACAAAUUUGGACUGAUGGACAACAUGGUGAUAGACAGUCUGCCUCCUAUGAGGGAGGAGGGGACGAGGGUCUUCAUCAUCAGUUGAAGGGAAAAGGAGGAGAAGGAAGAGGAGGACUGGACUGUUACUGUCAUCUCUAGCACUUAGUUUUUUGGUUUUUUUUGUGUUUUUUUUUUUUUUUUUAAGAUUAGGCCUCUAGUUUGAUGGUGCUGCACUUCUGCCCAGACCUGAAGGUUCUACUUGAACCUGAAGUUUCAGUUCAGACCUGAAGAUUCUGUCUGGACCUUAAGGUUCUGCCCAGAUUUGCAAGUACUGCUCAGACCUGAAGGUUCAGCUCAGCUGCUGAACAGACACACAUCUUCAGAUUUGAACACUUUGUCUGAACCAGGCCUAUUGAGGCUCAGCUGUGUUCUGGUCCAGUGACGGUACCCAGAUUCAGACUGGCUCAGAUCUAUUGAUCUGGGCCAAGUAUUAAAAAAAUAAACCA
This is a messenger RNA of Melanotaenia boesemani (Boeseman's rainbowfish), 1855 nucleotides long. RefSeq names its product NIPA like domain containing 4 (gene nipal4). The transcript has 10 exons. Bases 217 to 1455 code for a protein of 412 amino acids. Gene Ontology annotation, cellular component: membrane. Gene Ontology annotation, molecular function: magnesium ion transmembrane transporter activity. NCBI's taxonomy places the organism in Eukaryota, Metazoa, Chordata, Actinopteri, Atheriniformes, Melanotaeniidae. Gene Ontology annotation, biological process: magnesium ion transport. The record is from RefSeq and is a predicted model, not a curated record.